CUAUCAAAAGGACCCAAACAACAUGUACCGGAAACUCUGAGAGCAUGAAGUAAAUAUUGGAGUUAACGCUCAAAUUAUCCGAUUUUCAGCUCUUUCAGACACUUCAGAGUGGAGAAAAUGAAUAACAUGUCCCCUGAGGUUGCACUGCACCGGAUCUCGCCUGAAUUGCGGCCCUUGCUGUGCAGCGUAGUGAGGAACGGCCGUGUGGGACUGGACUCCACAAACUGUCUCCGUGUCACAGACCUCAAAACCGGAUGUACAUCUCUGACUCCUGGUCCUUCCUGUGACCGCUUCAAACUUCACAUCCCCUACGCUGGAGAAACUCUAAAAUGGGACAUCAUAUUCAACGCACGGUAUCCAGAGUUGCCUCCAGAUUUUAUUUUUGGAGAAGAUGCCGAGUUUCUCCCCGAACCCUCUGAACUACCGCACUUGGUCCAGUGGGAUGCAGGGAACCCUGAAUGUUUGCUCCAGCUGGUGAAGGAGCUUAUCCAGCAGUACCACCACUACCAGUGUCAGCGUCUGCGCGAGAGCUCCAGGCUCCUGUUUGAGUAUGACAGCCUGCUGGAGGAUCCCAACUACGGCCGCAACAUGGAAAUUUACGCCGGACGCAAGAACAGCUGGACGGGAGAGUUUUCAGCCCGGUUCCUUCUUAAACUCCCUGUGGACUUCAGCAACAUCCCCGUCUAUCUCCUUAAGGACACAGCUCUGGACCCGGGAGAGGACGUGGCCCUUCUCUCAGUGAGCUUCGAGGACGCUGAGGCCACCCAAGUCUUUCCCAAACUCUACCUUUCCCCCAGCAUCGAACAUGCCCUGGGAGGCUCCUCUGCACUUCAUAUCCCAGCAUUCCCCAGUGGAGGAUGCCUUAUUGACUACGUCCCUCAAGUGUGCCAGUUACUCACCAACAAGGUGCAGUAUGUCAUCCAAGGCUAUCACAAGAGGAGAGAGUACAUCGCUGCCUUCCUCAGCCACUUUGGAAUGGGCGUGGUGGAGUACGAUGCUGAGGGAUUCACGAAACUCACCCUUCUACUCAUGUGGAAAGACUUUUGCUUCCUAGUGCACGUGGAUCUCCCGCUGUACUUCCCCAGGGACCAGCCCACCCUCACCUUCCAGUCUGUGUACCACUUCACCAACAGCGGUCAGCUUUAUUCUCAGGUGCAGAAGUCGUAUCCCUAUAGCCCGCGCUGGGACGGCAACGAGAUGGCCAAGAGGGCAAAGGCAUACUUCAAGAGCUUCAUCCCUCAAUUCCAAGAGGGAGCCUUUGCCAACGGGAAACUCUAGUGCUCUCUAGCUUAAUGACAUGCCUGGAGAGUUGCCUGUGGGAGUGUGUAUGUGAGUGUGUGUGUGUGUGUGUGUGUGUGUGUGUGUGUGUGCGUGUUUGCGCAUGCCAUUGUGUACCUGUAUGCACAGACUUACAGUACAUUUCAGAAAUGAACAGUACGGUGAGAAUUCACACUCUGUAAAUUCCACAUUGUUUGGCCUUGAAGUUGUUGCCUCUUUGUCAGACCUUCACUUGUUGUUGUACCUGUAGAGAGAAGCCACUUUGCUGAAGGAGUUUAAAUGGUCCAGGCACUGCAGCGUGCUACAGCUGAAACCUGGCUGUAAAGGUGAUGAUCGCUGAUCGCUGUUGCUGCCACAGUAAAGGGCCUUUAUUUUGUAAAGAAACUCCGUACUCUGAGAGGAGUUUCAUUCGACAAGCUGUACUGUACAAAUCUGUCUGAUCCACCUAACAGUAAAUAAUAUUUUAUUAUGUUGUGCCAAUGACGCCUGGCUUCAAGCAGUCAAACCACAAAGGUAUGGGGCUCACAACACUCCAACCAGAGGAGCCGUGCUGUGAACAGAUAUUUGUUGAUAUGUAAACAACAUGUAAACUAUUAACUAGACAAAGAGCCGCGGGGUGGGGGGGGGUGCAAAACAGCUUUGUUUACUGUUUGUUUGCCUUUGUCACUCACACGAUUGUCAAGUUUGGCUGCACUGUCAAUGUUUAAACGAUCUCCAAUUUGCCUUUUAUUUGUUAAAAUGCUGUAUGUUUUAUUUGACUGCUUGAAGCCUUGUCAAAUCUUUUACUGACACGUUGACAGUACUGUAAGUUAAUAUGUUUUGUCAACAUUUCUAUCCAGUAAAUAAGUGUGUCUCCUCUGACAGUGUGUCGUUUUCUGUAUAGCCUGCAUUUUUGUUUGUUUGUUUUUUUUUGUUGUUGUUGUGUUAGUUGGAAAUCAGUACUGGAAAAAUGGAAAUGGAUUAAUGACACAGAAAUACUUGUCAUGGCAUUUAAUACAAACCCAAAAAUGUCUGGAAAUUUAAAGAUUAUGUCUAAAAAAAAAAAAAAAAGUCUAGAAACUGAUUUGAAACAGACAAAAAAAUAUCCAACGAUCACCAACAUCGUCAGGAUUCAUCAUCUGGGAACCAUGAAUUUCUGUUGAUGCAUCCAGUAGCAGAUGUUAAGAUGUUUCAAU
Molecule: messenger RNA, 2453 nt
Organism: Toxotes jaculatrix (banded archerfish)
Lineage: Eukaryota; Metazoa; Chordata; Actinopteri; Toxotidae
Gene: babam2
Product: BRISC and BRCA1 A complex member 2
Exons: 12
Coding region: 118-1278 (386 amino acids)
Biological process (GO): double-strand break repair
Cellular component (GO): BRCA1-A complex; BRISC complex
Source: RefSeq, a predicted model, not a curated record